AUGAAUAAAGAAAUUGCUCUCGCGGUGAUCGUCGGCACCGUGCUCGCCAUCACUCUUCCCCGCGCCUACAAUGACUAUCGCACGUUUCUUUCUUACGGCCCGGGCGGCCCGCCAUACAAUCCACUCGGCUGGGUAGCAAGCAGGCUCAUCCUGCAACCCUUUGCGAAGGAAGUCUUUUCAACGACCGUGUACGAACGUAAGAUCCUCGCUGGAGAGACGGCGAGCUUCUUAUCCGAUGACGCUGUCGCCGCGAGGAAACGGGAUCGACCGGUCAUCGGCCCGCACGUUGUACCCAAUCGACAGCUGACCGACUGGGCUGGGGAUGACAUUAAAGAGAAAUUGAUCCAACGAUUCAACGACCUCGCGGCCCGAAACCCUCACCUAGUCGAGCUCAAGAAGUCAAACCUGGAAAUGCAUGAUGAGGCGAUUUUUCUCGCUGAUGGGCUGGAGAAUGCUGCACCGGUAGCUGCUCAGGUGCAGGGCGAGACUGCGCACAUCCAUCGCAUGAAAGAUUCGUCGUUACAUGUGAUUUUAUCUCCCGCAGACUGUAAAAAGCUCUUCGAGGCUGGCUGGGCCCAGCGUAACGGUUUAUCGGGCGCUCAUGUCCCGGGUAUAUUGACGGCCGGAAAGCCUCUCUCUCUGCCCGCAGAAUAUGUCUUGAUCUACGCUCCUCGCACCAACGAGGAAGUGGACUUUGUCAUUGAAAUUGUCGCCGCGAGUGUGAAGUAUAUGGCGGGGGUGGAAAAGAUCGUCGAGUGA
Molecule: messenger RNA, 759 nt
Organism: Aspergillus terreus NIH2624
Lineage: Eukaryota; Fungi; Ascomycota; Eurotiomycetes; Eurotiales; Aspergillaceae
Exons: 3
Coding region: 1-759 (252 amino acids)
Source: RefSeq, a predicted model, not a curated record